Messenger RNA from Ceratitis capitata (Mediterranean fruit fly), 504 nucleotides. RefSeq lists its product as uncharacterized. The record is from RefSeq and is a predicted model, not a curated record. Lineage: Eukaryota; Metazoa; Arthropoda; Insecta; Diptera; Tephritidae. The transcript has 2 exons. The coding region runs from base 157 to 465 and encodes 102 amino acids.
UUCUACAAUAUUUUGUUUUUCCAAACAUUUCUCGUUUUUUGGUGAAUAUGCCAAACGUCAUUUCCAUUGGAAUUUGUUUGUGUUACUUCUUCAGCUGAUUUGUAAAUUAUUUGAAUCGUUCAUUUUCGGCUACUCAAAUGAUUGAAAUUUGUUACGAUGCCACGAAGAGGUCGCGCUGUAACGCAACAACGUGAUUAUGCAGAACGCCAUACGGAAGAGAAAAAUGCUAUUGCAAGGGAAUCUGCUCGAAUCGGAAUGUUCGAACAUCGUGCGCGACAAUCACAAGAGGCUCACGAAGACUGCAAUGAGCAAAAACGAUUGAGAAGAAGACAAGUUCGUGCUCAGGAGAUUCAUGAAGCUAGAGAACAACGUUUGGCUGCUCAACGACAAAGCCAGCAACAACACCGCUUGCCUCCUUGGAAUAUCGAAUUUGCAACCUUUCGAUAUGAGCCGGAUAUUGAAUAAUUAAUUAAAAAAAUCUUUAAUAAAUUAUUUUCAAUUGAA